ACCUCACUCAGUGCGCCUCGGUCCACGGCAGAGAAAGGUUGUGGGAUUGUGUUGCUCCAUCUCCGUGAGUGGCCGCUGUCUGAACUGCUACUGAACUACUGCGUGUGUUGGCGACACUUCGCUAAUGUGAUUAUGGUUUAUGGAGUGACACUCUACCAAAAAAAAGAAAAUGAAUUUGUAGUGAUAUGUUUAUUUACUUUAAUAAUAGACAAGGAUACUUCAGAAGUAAUGAACUUAGCUGAUAUAAUUGGAUGAUUGCCGUUGUUAAUUCUGAAUCCGAAAUAACUGAGGUCGAGUGCAGUCGACUGGGGGAGUGGGCUCCAGUCCACGCUCGUUGGGUCAGCGAGGCUCGCAGCUCCUUCGCCCUCUCUUCAGCAGGUGCUCAUGAAACCUAUUGAUCAGGUCAUCAGGAACGAAGCAUUGUAGUAUCUUUACCUUAUGGGUAUAACUUGGUAAUAGUGAUAUUUGUGGGGGAAAACACAAGAGUCAAAUUUACUAAGGAAAAUAAUAAGUAGAGAAAGAAGUGCUGUUGAAGUAUAAUGUGAAAAGUUUGUAAGUGCUAUGAUUCUACCUAUCGCUAGUAACUGAUGUUUUCUUUGUCAAAAGUGAAAGCUACUACAAGUAUCAUUUGUGUUCCUGGCAUACACGGAGCGUCACUGUUGCCAGCACAACACUUAGUGUGAGUGAUGGGUCACUUCGGCAUCAUGGAGACCGAUCGCUUGAUGGGCGUGGGCUCCCGUGGGUCCGCCUCGGGAAAGGGAGAGGUGAUUAUGGGUCGAUGCUUUCCCCUGGAUGGUCCUGGGGCCACCUUUAAGACUGCCCCAGUUGUAAGAGGUGUUGUCUAUAAGGAAAAUAAAGGCCUUAAGGAUUCCUCAAGCACAACAUUUGGCGUCAUUAAGAAAGAAAUGAAAAGUUCUAUGGCAUCUGCAAACCAAAGUAAUGGUGGCGUUCAGGGAUCCGAGCUGGUAAUAAAUGAUAGUGCAGCGAAGGACUUCAGCUUCUCUAACUCAUCCAAAAGCAUAGCUCAUGAGACUGACAUGAAGAGCAUCACAAACCAAACUGUGCCGGUUCGUACCGCUGACGGCAAUACCACGAAGGCCAGACUUUCCAGGGCGUCCGCGAGAACAGUUCCCAACGCCUACACAGAAGUUUCUCCUGUCCCAAGAGAGCGCUCGAGACUGAGGUUCAAGGAAGACUCAACUCCCAAGCGCGAAAUUUCUGCAGAGCGAGUUCUGGUGCCGCCUGCUGUGAAGCAAAAGGUAAUGAUGCAAAAUGCUGGGGAAAAGUCAAGCAUUCGAAUGUUGGCGGCGCCCAGGUCCCACUCCUACGAUGCAACCAACGCCAACGAGAACAGAAGGCAAGCCGGACCAGCUCCUCUCCCCGCACAAAAGCCCUUGCCUUGCCAAAAGUCUUGUAUCUAUCCGCCAAGUGUCGGUCUAACGGACAGGGUGUCUGGCAUACCCGACGGUCCGUCUGCACCUGAGCCUAGGUACCUUCAACAAGAAAUUAUGCAAAUACAGCAAAGACCUAAAGAGGAAGGGAAAAAUAGUAUCCAGUAUAUAACGAAAAAUGAGCAAGAACACUCUAACGUCCAGUACAGCUCUAAAAAAGAACAACCAGUCCUGAAGACAAUUCUUAAAGAUUCUAGGAAGAGCCAGUCAGAGGAGGAGAAAGGGACUCGACAGCUGACUGGAAAGGAGGCGUGGGAAGCAACGCAGAGGAAAAAGGCGCUGCUGCGGGAGGAAUUCUUCCGAGUUCCUUACGAGGAGUGUAACAGAGAAGCUUUACGGGGUUUGGGAGGACGACUCAAUAAGUCAGAGCCGAGGAUGCACCUCGUGGGAAGAGAGAGGAAAAAGAGGAAUUCUUUUUCGUGCAAGAGGAGGGUUCAUUUCGAGCUCGAUUAUCUUAAUGACGAGAAGAAAAGCACAGACGACGAGUCGAAGCCUGCUUUCCCUUUCACGCAAUCGAUUCAGAUUGACCAGCCUCAGAAUACGAAAUCGAGGUCGGGACGCCCCACGGAUCUUGAUGAGCUGAUGAAGACUAUGAACAAAGGUAAGAGAACAGGAACAACAGGACAAAAUAUCUCCCCAUGCAGUGAACCAGAUCAAGUCCAAAAUACCCGCGAAAACAAAAUGCGAGUUUCCAAGUCAUUAGCAGAAUCAAAGCUUGACAACAACCACAACUUUAUGAAAUAUGAUGGAUGCCAGCACCCCAUGAAGAAGACUUCUGAAGUUAAACCAGGUUUAACAAACACUUCUUCCGAUAUACUUGUGCCGACUUCAUAUCAGAUUUUGAAGUCGUGUACUGCCUUACCUUCUCCUAUCUCAGCCGCUUCUACACGCCAGUCCACGACCUGCACUCCCGACGGCAGUCAUUCUGCUAUAGGCCUCUCGACACAAGGGCAGUCCAUCAAAGGCAGCCAUGCAGCCAGUCACUCAGCCAAACCUAGUCAAUCUAUUUCCAGUCCCCCAUCAAUUAGUCACUCCAACGCUUUCGUUUCAGCGCCCAGUCAGUCAAGUAACUCUUCUCUCUCCUGUACGCCUCAGCCCUCUGAUUUGGCUCCUGCACCCUCACCAAGCAACAGCUUGCUUUCUUCCCAACCCACGCCCGAACGACAAGCCCUCGUAACCCCUACUGAGCAACUCACUUUCUCGACUUUAAGUCAGUCAUCCAACACUUGUCUCUCGACAGCCUUUUCACGAAAAUCAUCAGGACGAAGUCAUUAUCAUCAAUCCGAGGACCAGGAAACACAACGGAUGUUUGGCAAUCAUCAAAAACCAUUCACGGGGAACGCCGGUCAACACAGUACCUUAUCCUCCCCAAAACCAGCACUUCGGGAAACCACACAUCAGCAGACGGCAACAUCCUUGUAUCACAGUCAGCCAGAAAGAUUCUACGAUCACAAACGGGCGAGAUCUCAGACACGUGCUCCAGAUGUUGAGUUGAAGUCAUACCAUCAGGUACCCAGUACCCAAUCUACCGCAACAAACAGAACAAAUAAAGCUCCCGUCAGAAGUCGAAGUUCAUCAUUCGAUAAGAGUUAUAUGGCAAAAAUAUCACAGAACAUUUCAAACGAACCGUAUACAAGGGAAGGUGGUAAUAGAAUUGUUUACCCUGAAAAGUCAAACAAAGAAAAUGUAGAAGCCCAACAAAUGAACUCAAAGAAAACUAGUAUUGAUGAUAGGGGGAACUCAGUCAAUAUUUUGAUGACCAAAGGCGAAAGUUAUUCUAAGCACAACAUAGUCUUAAAUAGUCACGUGACGUCAUCGACUCCAAAAGUAACAGUGAAGAGGAUAUACGUACCGGUUUCCUCCACCCCAGCAAGAUCCCCGCCAUCUCCAACGCCUUCCUGUGCCUCUUCGAGUUGUUCCUUUGGUUCGUCAGGGAGUUCGUCAGGUUGCUUCUCCGGCUCGCCUUCGCCCACCCCGACCCCCUCGCCCACGAGGGCCAGGGCGUCGUGUGCGCCGACUGACCUGUGAAGAGUUGGCUUGGUUGCGGCGCGAGGAAGGAAUGACAAGAGAAGGAAUGAAAAUAAGUUGGAAUUAAGGAAAGGAGAAAAACAUAGAAGGGAUCUAUACAAUAAAAAGAACGGAAACAUAAAUUAAAUACCAGCAGAACAUAAGCGAUAUUGGACAACAGAGAUAACGUUCGUUUUCGUCCACAAAGCCCAGAUGGGACGAUGGAGAGAACAGCGAUAACUUAAUGAGAAAAAAUAUCGCCGUGUGACUGGAACCCCAGCGGUAUAACGGAGAUCUGAACAAGCAGUUUCGCAUUUCAAACUCUCAACUCUCGUCUCCGUCGUAAGAGUAAACAGGAGAUUGAAGAGGUCUGUUCAUGGAGGCCUCGAUACCUUGAGUAAUUACAGAGAAAUACAAUGAGUCACCUUUUGUGACGUGUACUACGGGGCUUUCAGAUAAACGGAGAGCGAGCGGGACAGGAGCGCUAAAGUUUUGUGAAGCCACCAUUCGCCAGACGGCAGCCGUAUCGAAAAGGUGCCGCGCCAUUUGUGUUUACACGAGUCUUCUUGAUAAAGGUGUACAUAACAGGCAUGGGAAGAUAAAGAGCUUACAACAUAUAUACAUAUAUAUUGAGGGAGAAAGAGCGAAUCAGCACUGGAAGGAAACCGAGAAUAUCCCCACGCAUCUCUACAUCAGCUGACUCGAUUGUCGGAUCACGAAUCAGCUCGCGGGGUAGCAUUACUCGUGUCGCCCGCCCGCUGUAAUGUAACGCCUGUGACAGGAACGCCCAGCCCCAACGCCCACGUGCCGCCCCACAUCAAGUCCAGCACCGUGAGAUCUCAGACGGCAAUAUCCAUACUCUAAGUGCGUGAAUCUUAUAGCGACAAGGAUACGUGAAGAAAAGGGUGAUAGAAAUAAUAGAGGAGAUAAGAGAAGCGAAACUACGGGAUCGGGGUAGGCUAAACGAGAUUAUCCAGCUGCGUGAUUGGGUCAGAAUUUUAGUUGCUGCUGCCCUCGUCCUUCCUGCGAAGCGACACACGGCCUGCUGGAGACGGCGGCGGCGGGAGAGCGAGAGAGAGGGAGAGCGAGAGCGAGAACUGCCACCCAGCGAUGCGGGCUAAUCUCAUGAUUGGUGGAACAAGGGCAUCCCGGAUCGCGCCGUAAGGACUUUAGAUUCCCUUAAGGAACUGCUUCUCUCUGCCACUCCUUGAAUCGUUCUUUCUCUUCAGAUAAGAGAGAUACAAACGGAUAAGCAGAGAUGUUCUUCCCCGCCUGACAAAGAAAACGAGUGUUGUCCCGGAACCGAGUUGAUUAGUAAAUUAAUUUCUGUUUCCUAUUUUCUUUAAGGAAGAGCGAACUGUAUAAGCUGCAGCAACUUUUGUUUGCCUUGUAACUCUCAGAGCUUUAAUGUUUUAUUUGGUAAAGUGAAUAUUUUUCAUCAUUGCAUUUAUGCUAGUCUGCUUUUAUUUAUAGAAAGAUAUAUAUGUAUAUAUUAUAUAUGAAGUAUAUCUAGGGAUUAAUAUAUAAACACGUAUAUAUAAAAGUAAGUCAUAACUGAUACAAGUAAACCGUCUUUGUACAUUACUUUCUUGUGAGAGAGAAAAUGAAAAUGUCUGUGGCACACGGAAAAGGAAAAGAAAAUAUAGGCAAUAGUUUCUUAGGCGUCAAGAGCACUCAGUGACCGGGAGGCGCGUUCAGUGCCAAGCGCCUCUUUACUUAAGACUGUUUACUACCCACCCCCUCCUCCCCACUCACCACACACAAACACACACCUCGGGAC
This is a messenger RNA of Penaeus chinensis, 5238 nucleotides long. RefSeq names its product flocculation protein FLO11-like. The transcript is spliced from 4 exons. Bases 687 to 3479 code for a protein of 930 amino acids. The record is from RefSeq and is a predicted model, not a curated record. NCBI's taxonomy places the organism in Eukaryota, Metazoa, Arthropoda, Malacostraca, Decapoda, Penaeidae.